AUGAUUUCAAAUAAGUUAUCAGAUUUUCCUAAAAUGUUUGAUUUAUCUAAUAUUCAAAAAGAAUUAUACCCUUAUAAUUAUUACACCAUAGAAUUAAUUCAAAAUAACGUUGGAAUAAUUUCAGAAGCUGGUGAAUAUGAAUCUCAAAAAUGGAAUAAAAAACAAUAUAAUUUAUUUAAAGAGAAUAAAUCUAUAAUCAAUAAUUGUUUAGUUGAUGAAGACAAGUUCGAUAUGAGAUUAUAUUGUAAAUUCUACUGUUGUCAAGACGUUAGAAUAUUAAAAGAAGGUCAUAUUAAAUUCAGAAAUAAUAAUUUGAAAAGUUUAAAUAUAGAUGUUGACAACUUUAUUAGUAUAUCUGCUUUAGCUAAUCACUAUUUCAAAUUACAUGUUUACACACAAAUUCCAAACUUAAUGCAAUAUUCUGGGAAAGUUAGAGAAUUUAUACAGGGUGAAAUAUAUGGAGGUAGAAAUAUGUGUAGAGAUAAUACAAACCAACGUGUUACUAAAGAUUUAUAUGAUUAUAACACAUGUUCGUUAUAUCCUAGUGCUAUACAUAGGUUAAAACUAGCAACUGGAAAACCUAUAUUAAUCGCUCAAGAAUCAUGUAAUAAAACUAUAUUAAACCACUUAAUGUUAGAACAACAAUUAGAACCAACAAAUGAACGUUAUAUUUCAGCAUUUAUUGUAGAUAUUGAAAUAACCAAGGGUAACAAACAUUUACACUUCCCAAUUAUAACUAAGAAAGAUAAAAAAGGUAAUCGUAAUGUUAAUGAAUGUUGUACAAUGGGAGUAGAUAAUAUUAUGCUUGAAGAUAUGAUUAAAUUUCAACAAAUAGAGUUUAAUAUUAUUAGAAGAUAUUAUUGGACUGGAUGUAAAUCUAAUGUGUUUAGUAACGAGAUUGAAAAGAUAUACAAUUUAAGAUCCAAACUUAAAAAAGAAGGUAAUCCGUUACAAAAUAAUAAUAAAUUAUUGAUGAAUUCAUCAUAUGGUAAAACGAUUCAAAAACCAAUUAAAAAUGACUUGGUUUACAAAUAUAUCAAUAAUAAAGGAAAAUGUGAUUCAGAUAGAUAUCUUAAAAAGAACUUUACAUUAGUUAGAUCUAUGUAUGACAUAUCAAAUAAUAUCAGAUGUUUUGAAACAAAUAAAUCAUUUGAUGACUUCUAUGUUCCAAAUCUCAUUGGUGUACAAAUAUUAAGUAUGAGUAAGAGAAUAAUGAAUGAAGUUAUGUGUUUAGCAGAAGAUUUAAAUAUAGAUAUAUAUUAUCAAGAUACUGAUUCAGUGCAUAUAGACAAAAAUAAGAUUGAAUCGUUAGAACAAAAAUAUAAAGAAAUAUAUGGUAAAACAUUAAGAGGAGGUGAAUUAGAACAAUUCCAUCCAGAUUUUGAUGAAUUAUCUGGGAAUGUAUAUUCAAAAGAAUCUUACUUCUUAGGUAAGAAAGCUUAUAUAGAUGUAUUAACAAACGAUAAACAAAAACAUGCUUUACAUAUGAGAAUGAAAGGUAUUCCAAACAAUUUAUUGGAAAAUAAUGAAAAUCCAAUUGAAUUAUAUAAGAAACUCUACACAGGAGAAUCUUAUACAUUUAACUUACUAGAAUUAAAACCUAGUUUCGAAUUUGGUAAGACAUUUGAUAUUAAAACAAGAGAGAACUUUACUAGAAAAAUUUAA
Molecule: messenger RNA, 1665 nt
Organism: Entamoeba invadens IP1
Lineage: Eukaryota; Evosea; Mastigamoebida; Endamoebidae
Exons: 1
Coding region: 1-1665 (554 amino acids)
Biological process (GO): DNA replication
Molecular function (GO): DNA-directed DNA polymerase activity; DNA binding; nucleotide binding
Source: RefSeq, a predicted model, not a curated record